AAAAAAAUAUGGCUAGCAAUAGCAGCCGUAUUUCAUUUAAUCGACACGUAUAUGCACAAACAAAUCUUUCGAUUCGCUCUAUAUGCAGCCUCCAGGGACCACAAAGACACACCCACGCUCAUGGCAGUCAAAAUAUCAUUCAACUUUGUAUUCAUAAAGCUUUCAGUAUACAGUAGCCCACCAGAACUAGAGCACUAACCAAAUUGUCUGACGAGAAAACAACAUUGCUGUAUGCUCGUAUAAUAUUCGUCAUUCAAAAUAAUCUAGGAUCGAUUUAACAAUUCGCUUGAGAUUACGAUGAGGAGGAUGGAGAAUUCCGCGACAUCGGAGACGGCAGGGGAGAAAUCGUCGGGACCCACCAAGUCAGUCGUGUUCGUGUUCGGUUGUACGGGUAAUGUCGGCGGCGCCACGAUCAGAGCCCUGUCUGCUCAGUUUGGGGAUACGUUGGAUAUCAGGGCCGGUGUUCGGGAAUCGAGUAUGGAAAAGGCAUCUUCUCUUCGACAGCUGAAAGGUGUCACUGUGGUUUCUGCACAGAUGGGUGAUAAAGAUAGCCUAACAUCGACUCUAAAAGGUGUCGAUGUCAUCUUCGUGACCGUCCCACCCACGGAAGAUCGAGCCGACCUCAGCGUCCGGUCCAUGGAAGCAGGCAAGGAAGCCGGCGUCAAACAUGUCGUCGUCAUCAGUGUUCCACCAGUAGAUCUCGAUGUCUUGUUUGGUCGACAAUGCAAGGCUAUUGAAACAGGAACGAAAUCUCUCGGCCUCCCGUACACAAUCCUACGAGUGCCGAUUUUCGUCGACAACCUAUUCAUGGCGAGAGACGGAAUCGUUGGUCAGUCUAAGAUCUACGCUGCGAUGGAAUCAGAUAAACCCUACUGUCCUGUCCUGGUCAGUGAUAUCGGUGAUGCUGUCGCGACGAUCAUGGCGUCGUAUGAGAAACACGCAAAUAUGACUUACACCAUAACAAGCACCCGGUUCACACAUAGAGAGCUCGCCAAACUCUUCAGUGAGGCAUUGGGUCGGGAGAUCGUGCACGAACACGUACCGUACGAGGCAGGCAAGCAAGCUUUCAUGGGGGUUGGAAUGGCCGAGUGGCAAGCUGACGGCGCCAUGGAGCUGUACCGACUCGUCAACGAAGGGUCGCCGGCUGCCGACAUCGCUGACAUGGGAGAUUUUAAGAGGAUCACGGGCAAAGAACCAACGGAUAUCAAGACUUGGGUCGACAACGUCAAAGAUGCCUUCAAAUAGACUGGAUAAAGUUGCCAAUUAAUGGCAGAUAGUCUGAGGGGAAUGUGACAUUAUUAAUCAAAUAGAAUGCCCAUGACAAAUUUUUUUGCGGAUGUUUCUGCAUUUCUUUAAAAAUCAAAUACAAAAUAUUCAAACAAUAGUAUAGUUUAUAACAUAAUUUGAAGUUGGAAGUUGGAAGAAAGAAAGGAAAAGAAAAAGAAAAUUGCAAGUGUGUGUAUGCAGGUGAAGUAAGGGAGUGUUCUAUUCGUUUUGUUCAUGAGUGGUCAUCUUAAAUUAAUUUAUAUUAACAAAAAACGACUGAAUAAAUUUGUUAAGACCAAUAUACAUUUUGUAUGAAUAUUUGGAUAUCACAUAUUUUUAAUAUUAUUAGGAGGUAGAAUCUCAUUGGAAAUUAACUUUUAAUUAGCUUCUACGUGUGAUACUGCCAAUACUUACAAUCUCUCUGUUGUAUAUUUGAUGAUGUACAAUUAUGUUCAGGUUUACCUGAAUAUGGAAAUCAAUCAAUAUUAAAAAAAUAAUCUACUGCGAAUUGCUGUCGCUUUUCUGCCAUAAGUUGAUAUUGGCUGUAGCCUAAUGACAUUGUUCUGGUAUUUCAUUUAAAGUUUUCAUUCCAUUAAAAUCAUGAUCAUUUCAAGAAAA
Molecule: messenger RNA, 1884 nt
Organism: Strongylocentrotus purpuratus (purple sea urchin)
Lineage: Eukaryota; Metazoa; Echinodermata; Echinoidea; Camarodonta; Strongylocentrotidae
Product: NAD(P)H azoreductase
Exons: 4
Coding region: 298-1245 (315 amino acids)
Source: RefSeq, a predicted model, not a curated record